Molecule: messenger RNA, 1428 nt
Organism: Dictyostelium purpureum
Lineage: Eukaryota; Evosea; Eumycetozoa; Dictyosteliales; Dictyosteliaceae
Exons: 2
Coding region: 1-1428 (475 amino acids)
Molecular function (GO): lipid binding
Source: RefSeq, a predicted model, not a curated record
AUGAGUGGAUUCGUUAAUGAUUUAUCUCAACUUCAAAAAAAUGAAUUAAUCAAAUUUAAUGAAUAUUUAGAUGAAAAUAUUGAGCAAAUUAAAAAAGAUAUCGAAUCUAAAUUAAAUACACCAUCAUCACCAACUACAACAUCCACACCACCAGAAUCAACAACUACAACUACAACUACAACAACAACAACUACUACAAAUCAAAUUAGUGAAUUAAAAAUUUGGUCAGUUAAUUUAGAAAAACUAUCAAAUCAAAGAGAUAUUGUUUUAUUAAAAUUUUUAAGAGCUAGAGAUUUCAAAUUGGAUGCAGCUAAACAAAUGUUAAUAAACUCACUUGCAUGGAGAAAACAGUUUAAUGUCGAAAAUAUUUUAAAUGAAGAGUUUCCAGAAUACUACAAGGAGAUUGGUGAAAUUUGGACCAAACCAGAUAUCGACGGUAGACCAAUUAUGGUAAAUUAUUAUCACAAGAUCAAUCCUGAUGUCGUAUUUAAAGAUGGCGUUAGCCAAUUUGUCCGUUGGAAAGUUCAGCAGAUGGAAAGAGCAAUUCACGAUACCCUCAUACCAUCGAAUUGGUCAAUAGAAGAUUUAGUUGUCAUUCACGAUUACAAAGAUGUUUCAAUCUUUAGAACAGAUUCAAGAAUAAAACAAGCAUCUAAUCAAACUAUUACUGCAUUACAAGAUAACUAUCCAGAGUUACUUGCUAAAAAGUUUUUCAUUAAUAUUCCAUGGAUUUUAGAAAAACUAGUAUCUGCUUUCAGUAUGCUAACUAGUGAAAGAACAAGAAGCAAAUUCAUUAUUUGCUCAGGUACCUAUAGAGAAAAACUAUUAAAGUUUGUCGAUGUCGAUAAUAUUCCACAAAGAUUAGGUGGCUUUGAAGAUAAUAGUAUACAAAUUCAAGUUGUUAAAAUCGAAUCACAAAAGAACCAUAUUAUUGACUUGGGAAAGUUGGACUCUGAUAAAACUAUUGAAUGGGAAUUUACAUCCAAAGUUUUCCAAAAGGAUUUAUCAGCCAAUAUUAUUUCUUCAAUUAAUGGUAGUGGCAGUAGCAAUAAUAUUACAAUUGAAGGAACCUCACCCUCACCCUCACCCUCAUCCCCCUCAUCCCCAUCAUCCCCAUCAAACAUUUCCAACAAUAUUCUACUUGCCAUUAAACCAAAAGAAUUUAACAGUGGUUCAAUUCAAAUCGAAGAUGAUGGUUAUUAUAAAUUCAGCUUAAAGAAUCAUUUUAACGAACCUGUUGAAAUUCAUUAUCGUGUUUGCACCAAAUCUAGAUUAACUCAAUCUGUAAAUUUAAUUUCAAAAGAUUUAGAAAACACCAAAAUCGAAAAAGACAAUCAAAUCAUAAAUCAAUUGGAAAAAGAGGACCAAGAAAAACUAGAUAAUCAAGAAAAAGAAAAAUUGGACAAUGAUCAUGUUGCUUUAAUUUAA